Molecule: messenger RNA, 1091 nt
Organism: Arachis duranensis
Lineage: Eukaryota; Viridiplantae; Streptophyta; Magnoliopsida; Fabales; Fabaceae
Product: zinc finger protein ZAT10
Exons: 1
Coding region: 119-904 (261 amino acids)
Biological process (GO): response to stress
Molecular function (GO): DNA-binding transcription factor activity
Source: RefSeq, a predicted model, not a curated record
CCGAUUCCAUUCUCACUUCAAAUUCGAACCACACAACAAGAGCAACAACUAGAACUAUAAGGCUAACAACCUAACACUUCUCUCAUCACCAAUUUCUAUUUCUAUUUCAUUCGCUCAGAUGGCACUAGAAGCUCUGAAAUCCCCUACCGCUGCAGGAUCUUCCUUCAGCUUUGAGGAAACCAAUAAUCUCAGCUACUUGGAAGCACCCUGGGCUAAGAGAAAGCGUUCGAAGCGUGCCAACAGAAUGGAACUGCCCCAUAACUGCUCCGAGGAAGAGUACCUCGCUCUCUGCCUCAUCAUGCUUGCUCGCGGCACGACUACCGUCCCCACAGUCACAGCCACCGCCACUGCUGUCCAAUCCAAGCCUCACUGCUCUCCUGCUCCAUCUGUUGAUGAGUCGGCUCCAAUUCCAACCGCCAAUCUCACCUACAAGUGCUCUGUCUGCAACAAAGCUUUCUCAUCUUAUCAGGCACUCGGUGGACACAAGGCCAGCCACCGCAAGUUCGCUACUGCCGCCGUUGGCGGCGAAGACCGUCACUCGACCUCCUCCGCCGUCACCAACAGUUCCGUUUCCAAAGCAUCCAACGGUGGAGGCAAGGCUCACGAGUGUUCCAUCUGCCAUAAGUCUUUCCCAACAGGACAGGCUUUGGGAGGACACAAGCGUUGCCACUACGAUGGCGGCGCCGCUGCAUCUGCAUCCGCCGCUGCUGGCAGUGCCGUUACUACUUCAGAAGGGGUUGGGUCUACUCACACCGUUAGUCAUCGCGACUUCGAUCUGAACUUGCCUGCUUUUCCAGAUUUGUCCAACAAGUUCUUCGUGGAGGACGAGGUUUCCAGCCCUCUGCCGAUGAAGAAGCCCCGUCUCUUGACCCUACCGAAGAUUGAAAUCCCUCGAUUCCAUUAAAUCCCCGUUCCUCCAAAUUAUUACUUCAGUUCUUAGUUUUUUCUUUAAUUAUUUGGGUUUUUUUAAGGAUAGUUUAUUAAAUUUGUUGAUGUACAUACAUAGUACUUGGACCUCGUUAGCUAGUUCUUAGAUAUAUUGUAUCUUGACCGUGCCAGUUCAAUUCAAUUUAAUUUUUUUAUUUGUUAAA